Messenger RNA from Coregonus sp. 'balchen', 780 nucleotides. Lineage: Eukaryota; Metazoa; Chordata; Actinopteri; Salmoniformes; Salmonidae. The record is from the annotation of a GenBank genome assembly.
AUGGAGAAGACAUGUCCUCAACGUCAUCGACAACAGCCGACAAUGUCGGAUGGACCUGGUCUCCGGAGGAUGGUCAAACAAACAGAUUCGUCAGAAGUUUGAGCGAAGUUCUAGAAACACGUGUAUAGCGACAUUUUGGAGUGGUUAAACGACCAUGGCUUCAAAAGGACUUGGAAGCAGUGUCAAACAAAUAUAAAGGACAUGAAGUUCAGCAACAGACAAACAGUGAGGAACCCAAGCAGUAGUGGCCGAGUGACCUGUCCAUUAUUUUCCGAACUCCACACAUUUCUUGCUGCCAUGCCUGAUAUGCCUGGGUCCAAGGUUUCAGAUGGAGAAGUCAUGUCCUCAGAUCAGGAUGAAGGGCCUUCUGUGGAUGUCAAGUUAGAGAAUCUACAUGAGGAAAUGGCUUCCAGAAAAGAGACACACAAGACACUCACCGGAGAGCAAACAGAAGAGAGGAAAUGGGAUGAGGCUUUUCACAGCCCUCAAUGUCACAGCAGAAUGAAAAUCAGAAGAAUAUCCCACCGUUGUGAACAGAUGGUUGAAGACAAGUCAGAUUUGUCCCUUCAGCCCAUAGAAGAGCUUUCAGAUAAAGAAGUAAUGUCCUCAACAUCAUCGACAAUGUCAGACGAUGACAGACGGAUACAGAACUGGAACUUGCAUGAGACAAAGACGCUUAUCGCCAUAUGGUCAAACAAACAGAUUCUUCAGGAGUUGGAGCACAGUUAUAGAAAAAAACAUGUACAACAUUUCAAAGCAGCUAAAGGACCUUGGUUUUAA